Messenger RNA from Mercenaria mercenaria, 2066 nucleotides. Its product is annotated as acid sphingomyelinase-like phosphodiesterase 3b. Lineage: Eukaryota; Metazoa; Mollusca; Bivalvia; Venerida; Veneridae. The transcript is spliced from 6 exons. The record is from RefSeq and is a predicted model, not a curated record. Gene Ontology annotation, molecular function: hydrolase activity. Bases 116 to 1492 code for a protein of 458 amino acids.
UUUUCUCUCACCUGGAUGAAGUAUUUGAAGUGAGGAAGACAAACAUUUCUGUAUUCACUUCCUAUUACCUGUAAAUGAAAACCUGAUAGUGGAGAAGACAUAUCAAUAAAACACGAUGAUUCGAUUUAUGUUGCUUUGUGCAACAUUGUGUUGUUUAUUAUCGGCUACUACAGCGGAUAUAGGUUACUUCUGGCAUGUGACGGACUUUCACUGGGAUUUUUCCUACUGGACUGACCAGCUUUCCUGUAAUGGAAUGAAUAUCAGCCAGCCUGGACUAUUCGGCAACCAGUGGUGUGACGCACCGUGGAGGCUCGUGCAGGAAACUAUUACUGGGAUUCAAAGUUUGAAAAGUGAUGUGGAUUUCAUGCUGUGGACUGGAGACACAGUUCCCCAUGUUGAUAGCGGUCAUCUUAGUACAGAUUUGAAUAAAGAGCUGGUCAGAAACAUCACAGAGCUAAUGAAGUCAACAUUUCCCACAAUGCCUAUAUAUGCCACGUUCGGUAACCAUGACUAUCACCCGAAACAUGUAUUUCCACCAUAUAACAAUGAAAUCUACAAUGCGACAUAUCUUAUUUGGAAGUCUUGGAUAAAUGACACAAGUCAAGAUGCUAACUUUUUGAAAGGGGGUUACUACACAGUUUUAACAGCUUCUGGUAUCAGAAUUGUAGCAAUGAACUCUAACAUGUAUUAUGUAAAGGACACAGCAACUGUCAACUUGGAGGAUCCUGCAGAUCAGUUUGCCUGGCUGGAUUCUGUUCUUACAAACGCUUCUACAAAUAAUGAAAAGGUUAUUCUUACCGGCCAUGUUCCUCCAGGUUUUACAACACCUCGAGCUGUUCGUUGGAUGACAGAGGCUUUUAAUAAGAAAUUUAUCGAGAUCGUCUUACGCCACUCGAGUGUUAUUGUAGCUAUGCAUUUUGGUCACGAACAUCACGACAGCUACCGCCUUUUCUACAACCAAGAAGGUACUGCGGUUGUUAGUCUGUUUCUAGCACCUUCUGUAACACCGUGGCGUUUUCAGCUGGCAGAUGGAGAAAUAGAACCACCACAUAACCCUGGAGCAAGGCUUGUGAAAUACGACCGUCAGACUGGGAAACAGCUCGAUAUACAGCAGUACUAUGCCGAUCUUAAUAAGGCAAAUGCUGACAAGAAGCUGAUCUGGUCACUUGGCUACAACGCUACUGAUUUGUACGGGAUUCAAGACAUAACUCCAAAGUCCAUGGGAAAUCUUCUUGAUAAAAUGACAUCUGCUACCAACAAAGACUUUAAAGCAUAUGUGAACUGGUACAAUACGAAUGCAAACACAUCAGACAAAUUUCCUUGCGAUGAUGCAUGUUUUAAAAAGAUGACAUGCGGAGUGAGACAUCUGGAUGAAGACUCGUUCUCGAAGUGCCUUACUGCUGUUAGUGGUUCCGUCAGCCUGUUGACAUUCUCGGUGUAUUCUGUGUUUUAUGCCAUGCUUUUUGUUGCAAUUUACAAGUUGUUUAAUUAGCUGUACCAGAUGAUGUGGUGAAAACAUUCUAGACAUGUUCAUUAACUGUUUUCGAGUUGCCAUUAAACUUUACUUUACUGACGCCACCAAGAUGCCUACAUGCAAUGCAAAGGUUUGCAGUCAAUGAUGAAUUGUUUGUGGUUUAAAAUAUCCACUGUUAUUUGUGAUAACAAAGAACGUGCUUGUGAAAUGCAAGAAUAAAUACAUGUCUUUUUACAAUUUUCUUGCUUUAUGUCUUAUUCAUGUGAAGUAUUUAAAAAAAAAGUCAGAUGUAGCAAUUUAAUAUUAAACAUGUGAAUUAUGAUAUACUUAAAAAGAAAGAAAAGAUGUGAUAUCAAAUAUGGUGAAAAAAGUUCACAUGAGUGUUCAUAAAAUGUAUAUAUGUGCAUCUGUUGCAUCAUGAAGAGUGUAUAUUUCUGAUGGGAGUUAUAUUUUUCUUAAUUUUCAUUUACAUUUAUUAACUGCUUUGUGUUCAGAACAUCAAACUAAUGACGCCCAUGUAUUAUUAUGUAUGCACAUUAUCCUUGUUAUGCAGACAAGUAGACAAUACAUGAAUAAACUGUUUUGACUUUUA